This is a messenger RNA of Cynara cardunculus var. scolymus (artichoke), 1423 nucleotides long. Its product is annotated as probable protein phosphatase 2C 51. The transcript has 3 exons. Gene Ontology annotation, molecular function: protein serine/threonine phosphatase activity; cation binding. Bases 1 to 1212 code for a protein of 403 amino acids. Gene Ontology annotation, cellular component: nucleus; cytosol. Gene Ontology annotation, biological process: protein dephosphorylation. NCBI's taxonomy places the organism in Eukaryota, Viridiplantae, Streptophyta, Magnoliopsida, Asterales, Asteraceae. The record is from RefSeq and is a predicted model, not a curated record.
AUGACUACGUGUACUUCCGUCCUGCCUGGUGGGUGCUGUUUCCCAUACUUGACCGCCGAAAUCCACCAUUUCUACGUCCCCAUCUCUCCCUAUACAUAUCCUUCUCUUCCAACAAACUACAUUUCAAAAUCGAUUACUGUUUCUUCGAUCGUGAACAUGAUGAUUGCCAACAUGGAACACACCAUUUCAUCGUCGCCUUCCUUGACUAGUUGCCGCCAAUCGGCUGGUUUUUCCGAUAAAUCAGACGCUGUUCUUUCUCGUCGGAGGAGAACGGAACUCCGACGGUUGAAGCUUUUGACGUCAAAUGGAUCGGAUGAUUGUUUAUCCAAGAGGAGGCGGUUUGAAAACAUUGAGAACGAAGGCGAUCAUGAUUUUCCUUAUCAUUCGUCGGUCAUCGGACGGCGGAGGGAGAUGGAGGAUGCUGUUAGGAUAGACUUAGGGUUUGUUCACGAUGAUGACUCGAGGAAGUUUGAUUUCUACGGGGUUUAUGAUGGUCAUGGUGGUUCGCGGGUUGCGUACGCUUGCCGUGAGCGGUUACACAAGCUGUUGGCGGGGGAGAUGGAGAUGAAAAAUGGAACCACGGCGGCGGAGGAGAUGAAUUGGGAGGAUUUGAUGGUGGAGUGUUUUUCGAAGAUGGAUGAUGAGGUGAACGAAACUGAUCUCGUCGGAUCAAUGGGUUCGACGGCGGUUGUUGCGGUGGUUGGUGAUAAAGAGAUAGUGAUUGCCAAUUGCGGUGAUUCAAGAGCCGUCCUCUCCGCCGGUGGCGCCGCCAUGCCAUUGUCCAAUGAUCAUAAGCCCGAUAGACCCGAUGAGUUGGAAAGGAUCGAACACUUGGGUGGACGAGUGAUUGAUUGGAACGGGCAACGUGUGUUGGGAGUUCUCGCUACAUCGAGAUCGAUAGGUGAUAAACAAUUAAAACCGUAUGUAACAGCAAAACCAGAGGUGAUUGUACAUAAAAGAGACGGUAUAGAAGAAUUUAUGAUACUAGCUAGCGAUGGAUUAUGGGAUGUCAUGUCUAACGAUUUGGCAUGUCAUGUCGUGAGAAAAUGUCUAGAUGGGCGGAUUUUUCGAAGGAGAUCGCAACAAAUGAAUGCUACCAUGAAAGGGAACAAACCCAGAGCGACAAAUGCAGCUGUAGUCUUAACGGAACUAGCAAUUGCUCGUGGCAGCAAAGAUAAUAUAAGUGUUAUUGUCGUGAAUCUUAAAGAUUAGAUCUCUGACGAUUGUUAAGGGUGGUGUCGUCACCUUCCUUUUUUUUUUUCCCAUCCAUUGUGAUUCAUUUUCGUGUUUUUGAUGGCUUUUGUAAGUAAUGCCAUUUGUGUUUUUAAAGGCUUGUUUAACUUCGACUUCUGUUCUAAUAAUACAAAUGUUGUAUAUAUGUAUACUAAUAUUGGUUAUAUCAGUAAAAGUUAUACUUUAUCUG